CUUUGAUUUUAACCUCAGUAAAAAUAUAAUAUCAAUUAUAAGCCAAAUGUCGCUGUAUGGCAAGAUAAAUGUAAAUAUUUAUGGUAAAGAUGAUAUUAAUAAAGGGUCUAUUGAGCGAGAACCGGUAACAUAUGUUGUGCAACAAAUAGAGGCAAAAAAAGGGACGAUAUCGCAAGAAAUUGAUGAACAUCGACGUAUGACGUCAGCGGCAUUACAAUUUCAGCCUAUUCGCCGACCUUUACAAGCUAAAAAAAAUGUAAAAAAGCCGCUAUCUUCUGCUUCAUUAUCGUCAGAACCUUUAAAAUCUCAUCCGGUUUUUCAUAAUAUAAGUUCAUUGGAUUAUUGGAGUCAUAAAGAUGAAGAUUUGAAUGAAUCUUAUGAUAUGACAGAAAGUCGUAAAAUAGCAAAAAAUAAAAAGAAAAAGAAGAAAACGAAGGAUUCAGAAACCGUUGUAUUAUCUUGGGAUGAUUCAUAUGAUCCUUUUAAACCAAAUGAUUAUGAAGAAUAUAAAAAGAGUGAUGAAUCGGUUCAAGAGAUGAUUGAUUGGAAAAAUAAGCAAGAAAGAAAAUCUAGAGAAAAGGAUACAGUAGAAUAUAAAAAUAUGGAACAAUUUGCACCACCUGCAAAUUAUUCUCCUUCUCAUUCAUCUAAUGUAAUUGAAUUUUCUCAAACAGCAGAGCCUGUUACUACUAUUUCAUUGGAUGAAACAGCUGAAGAGGCAUAUGCUAGACGGGUUGCAAUGUCACAAAAUAAAAAUGUUGAAGCCGAUUAUCGAUCAAGUUAUUCAACUGAGCCUACAUAUGAAAUAGAUACACCUAAACAGUCUUUUCUUCCUUCGAGUUCAUCAGAGGAUCCUGUUUUUGUGGAUCAGUCUCAUAAGGCUUUGAAUAAUCCUUUGGAAAUGUCUUAUGAUAAGCAACAUCUUCAAACUUUCAAUAAAACGACUAUUACUCGAGAGCCUCAGAUGUACGAUAUAAAAACGACUAAUUCAUCUGAAUCUAUGACUUCCUCUAUAGAUUCUGAAAAUUCAAAGACUCCAGAAUCUUCAGGAUUUCAAAGUAAUUCUAAUAUGCCAGGUCAAAAGAAGUUUGCUGAAAGAUUAAUGAAAAAAUAUGGAUGGGAAAAAGGCAAAGGAUUAGGUGCAUCCAAUGAUGGGAUAGUUAAUCCUUUGAUUGUUAAACAAUCAAAAGAUCGUAAAAAUAUUGGCUCAAUUAUAAACAAAAAUCAACCUGAAAAAACUGGAAAAUUUGGAAAAUUGAGUAAAGUUAUUUUGCUUACAAAUGUUUCCGAAUUGGAAACUGUGGAUGAUGAAUUGUCUCAAGAAAUAGGUGAUGAAUGCAAUAAAAGUUAUGGAAAAGUUGAGCGAUGUUUUAUAUAUAAAAAUAUGAAUACCACUUUGGCUAGUGACAUUGUAAGGGUAUUCGUUCUUUUUACUGAUACUAUUAGUGCAUUGAGGGCCGUUAAUGCUUUAAAUGGUAGAUUAUUUGGAGGCAAAGAAAUUCAAGUUAAAUUUUAUGAUUUUGAUAAGUUUGAAAAUGGAGAAUAUGAUGCAUAACAAAUUAUUAAGGCUCUAAAAAUUACAAAUUCAUUUAUUUUAA
This is a messenger RNA of Pneumocystis carinii B80, 1598 nucleotides long. RefSeq lists its product as hypothetical. Gene Ontology annotation, biological process: mRNA cis splicing, via spliceosome. The record is from RefSeq and is a predicted model, not a curated record. Gene Ontology annotation, cellular component: precatalytic spliceosome. The transcript is spliced from 6 exons. Gene Ontology annotation, molecular function: RNA binding. NCBI's taxonomy places the organism in Eukaryota, Fungi, Ascomycota, Pneumocystomycetes, Pneumocystales, Pneumocystaceae. Bases 47 to 1555 code for a protein of 502 amino acids.